AUGGGUCGGGAGGCUCUACAGUCGAAGGAUUAUGCCAGGGCCGUUUUCAAUUUCGAUAAGGCCCUCGAAAUGGCCCCGGGAGACAAAAACACAAUCUAUUUGCGUUUGGAAGCUCUUCUGGGCAAUAAGAAAUACGAGCUGGUCUGCAACGAUGCGGCCGCGCUCCUGAGAGACAAUGCACAGGACGCAGAGGCAAUGUAUCUGAGAGGCCUGGCCCUGUACUACCAGGGUAACUGUGACAGUGCCCUCAACCAUUUGGUGCAGUGUCUAAAGAGCCAUCCGGACCACACGAAGGCCCGAAAUAUGCGCAAGGUUAUCAAGGCCGUGGAGGCGAGUAAGAAAGCGGGCAACGAAGCGUACAAAUCACGCAAGUACGACGAGGCAUUCGCAUUAUAUACGGAGGCCAUCGAGGCGGACGAGAAUAACACAUACACAAACUCCCGCCUAUAUAGCAACAGAGCAGCUGUUCUGCAACAGCAAAAGAAGUUCGAAGCGGCUAUUGCAGAUUGCGACAGAUGCGUGGAGCUCGAUCCCAACUUCGUGAAAGCUUACACACGUCGUGCCAAGUGCAAACUGGAGUCUGAGCAAUACGAUGAUGCCGUGAAGGACUACGAGAAAGCGGCCUCUCUGGACGAGAGCAAUCGUG
Molecule: messenger RNA, 646 nt
Organism: Sphaeroforma arctica JP610
Lineage: Eukaryota; Ichthyosporea; Ichthyophonida
Exons: 3
Molecular function (GO): protein binding
Source: RefSeq, a predicted model, not a curated record